Messenger RNA from Megalobrama amblycephala (Wuchang bream), 1270 nucleotides. RefSeq names its product regulator of G-protein signaling 20. The coding region runs from base 341 to 1027 and encodes 228 amino acids. NCBI's taxonomy places the organism in Eukaryota, Metazoa, Chordata, Actinopteri, Cypriniformes, Xenocyprididae. The record is from RefSeq and is a predicted model, not a curated record. The transcript is spliced from 5 exons.
CUCGUUUUCGAGGCGUUCCCCACUGGAGAACAUUUAAAGGAAACAACACAAAAUAAACACAAAAGAGCAGUAAAAUAGCCUAUAUUAGAUUAUGAUACCGUCUGUACUAAUAACGGCUUAUGUUCUGAUUAUUUAUUUGCACAAAAUCUUCUAAUAGGGUAAUGUAAACAAUGCAUGAAUCGUUGAAUGUGAUGAUAUGCGCGCGUCAGAGCAGAGUGCAUCUGGAGCAGAAACUGACACGCGCAUGCGUCCGGGAGGAGAAGCUGAGCGCCGGACAGAUAAUGCGCGCGUGAACGAGAGCCGGUGUUAGUCUUUUCUGGACACCAAUGGUGAAGAGCUCAUGGGCUCUGAAUUGGUGGAGAUGGGAAAACGUCCACCGGAGAAUGAUGAAAACACCACCGGAGUGCAGAAUACCGGCCCCGACGCUCACACGUCGGGAAGUGUGAGCACUCAAACCCUCGGCUCGUUUAAUGCUCCCUCAAACGCCUGUUGCUUCUGCUGGUGCUGCUGCUGCAGCUGCUCCUGUCUUACAGUACGCUCUGCUAAGGAGGAAAGAAUUAUGACAACGAUCUCAGAAGAACAAGAGGAGGCUGAUAUCAACCAGAUGCCUCAGCUCACUCUGGAGGAGGUUCGCGCAUGGGGAGAGUCAUUUGAGCGCUUAAUAAAAAGUGCACAAGGUCGUGCACACUUCCAACAGUUUCUGAAGACUGAGUUUAGUGAAGAAAACCUGAACUUCUGGCUCGUCUGUGAGAGUCUAAAGAAAGAGACCAACAAAACCACGGUAGAACAGACUGUGAAACAAAUAUUUGAGGACUACGUCUCUGUAUUGUCACCUAAAGAGGUGAGUCUGGACUCACGUGUGCGAGAAGUGAUCAACAGCAACAUGCAGGAACCCUCAUCAUGCACGUUUGACGAGGCACAGCAGCAGAUCUACAUGCUCAUGCAGCGAGACUCCUACCCACGAUACAUGAACUCCAGCAUGUACGCAGAACUCAUACAGAGCCUUGAAGAGCCCACUGAGUCCUAACAUAAACACAUGAAUGUACAAAAUUCAGACACAGGCCUAACACACUUCCCUGUAGACCUGGUAGAUCCCUUUGGCCCUGUUUACACGUACCUUUCAUCCCAGGUGAUCGGGUCGGCCAAGUCAGAUCGGCAUGCGCAUCUGGUAUUUACACGAUUCUCGAAUGCAUCUCCCUUGACUAGUUGUUAUUGAGUUUAGUUGACAGAAGGGUCUCCGAUUAUGUGCUACAUACAUCAUAGUUACAGC